Anthonomus grandis grandis is the source of this 8619-nucleotide messenger RNA. RefSeq names its product homeobox protein orthopedia-like (gene otp). The transcript has 5 exons. Gene Ontology annotation, biological process: neuron differentiation; regulation of DNA-templated transcription. The coding region runs from base 267 to 1202 and encodes 311 amino acids. Gene Ontology annotation, molecular function: DNA-binding transcription factor activity, RNA polymerase II-specific; DNA binding. Lineage: Eukaryota; Metazoa; Arthropoda; Insecta; Coleoptera; Curculionidae. The record is from RefSeq and is a predicted model, not a curated record.
UCGCCCUCAUUAAGGCAAUAUUAUCGGGCUCCGCUGGUAGGCCAAACAAUUAGGGACACAUACCAACGCAGAACACUCAUUCGGUUCUGUCAUGUUCAGUUGGGCUCGGGAUCGCGUUUCGAAAACAAAGUUUCUUUUUUUUCAAAUUUGAUUUUUAAUUAUUCUAUUUUUGCUUCUUUUCGUUGUGAUAAACCCUUAUUUGCUAGGAUAAUUAAUAGCUAGAUUUAAUAUGGUGAGGUUGAUACUGACUAACAGGGUUAAAGGAUAUGUGUGGUGAAGAGCUGAAGCGACACCAGAGUGAUCUAAAAGUGCUGGAACAGCCGCGUCUGUCUAGUUUGUGCGACAAUAGUCUCGGUCUAAACGCGCCGCUAAGUAAUAGUAGUUCGAACGAUGGUGAUAAACCAUCGAAACAAAAGAGACACAGAACGCGUUUUACUCCUGCGCAGCUAAAUGAGCUCGAGCGGUGCUUCUCGAAGACUCACUACCCUGAUAUCUUUAUGAGAGAGGAGAUUGCUAUGAGGAUAGGACUUACCGAGUCCAGGGUUCAAGUUUGGUUUCAAAACAGAAGAGCUAAAUGGAAAAAAAGAAAGAAGACUACCAAUGUCUUCAGGACGCCAGGUGCACUUUUACCAUCUCAUGGUUUACCACCCUUUGGAGCCAUGGGGGAUAGUCUAUGUAGUUCCGGGAUGUUUGCAGGGUCAGAUACGCGGUGGAGCGUCGCGGGGAUGACAACCGGACUGUCUCAACUUGGUCAGGGCACGGUUGCAAUGGGCGGUUUUGGCCAAACCUUAGGCCAACUAAAUCAAACUUCUAGUCUAAAUUCAUCAUUACCUAUAAGUAGUUCUACAGCAAGUACCGUAUAUCAAGCUCAUUAUGGACUUAAUUCACUAGGUGAUAGCAUGAUGACGUAUUGUAACAAUGGUGGCGGCGGCGGGGGGACUCCGGGAGGUGGCAACGGAGCAGGAGGCGGCGGUUCUCCGCCUCCACAGAUCCCGUGUUCGAAUGCGGCGGCCGUCACGCCGCCCGUAACGUCGGGAGCCUCCCCAAACGGCGGUGGAGGCGGAGGAGGGGACCCAGAUGAGGACGUGUGGCGUGGCCAUAGCAUCGCUGCGCUGCGACGCCGGGCGUCUGAGCUGAACGCCGCGAUCCCUUCUUACUUACAAAUCAAUUACGACACACACAACAAUGCAUCCGUAUAUUAAUAAUACGACUGAUGUAUUUUAGGUAUUUGCUGAGACGGAAUGUAAUGCCUACCUGGAAGAACGCUAAUACGGAAGGAAUGGAACAGGUUUUUGUGUACAUGUUGUAGUAUUUGUCCCUUUGUUCAGUUUUAGCUGAAUCAUGUGGUACCUAUAGAAUUCAUAAAGCAAAAAAGAACUGAAACAUUAUUUUUUCUUUAACUAUAAGUAUAUCUAAACGUGAAACCUAAAUUUUUGAACAGCUUUGUGAAGUAUUCAGUCAGUUCACAUUAGAUCAACUGUAGGGGAAAAUGACGAUAAUAAGCUUAUUAGUUUGUUCUAUACAUGAUUUUAACGGAGCAUCUUGUUUCUUAGAUCUCAAAAUUACCGUUAAACAAUUUCUUGCAAAAGUGACAAACAUAUGCUUUACUUCUCCAGCAUUCACACAAUUUACACUUUGCAUGAACCCAUCCCGACAUGAGGAAAAGUGUACUACCUGACAUAUCAAACUUCAUCUUUACCUGACUUAUUGUGAAUUAAACAGAUUUCUUCUAUUUAUCCAAGGUAAUCUUUAUUAUAAUCUUGUAAAUCGUCCAUGUAAUUUAUUGAGGUUGAGGAAUUUGAAGAAUCACUGUGGCCGUCAAAUUUCGUUUUUCUGACAUGAUUGACUUUUUGAUCCUUUUGGAUUCACACUUUUUUUUGUUUUUCGGCUUUUUUUGACAUUGUCCUCUUUUUUUCUAAUUUUCCUUCUUUUUUCUUAGUAAUUUUUUUCUUGACUUCUUUAGUUUCUAAGGAGUCCCUAAGAGGAGUGCUAGUUAUAUGCAGUGAUGGUUACUUUUCUUUUUAACUCUUGCAAACUGUUCUCAAGUUAAACCAAAUGCUUAUUUAUUUACAUCCUCUACAAAUUUGUUUAGGUUUUCCAUUUGCUCAGUAAAAGUGCUCCUGAAUCAUCCCGCACUAAUCGACAAGGUCUGAAAAAACAAACUUGGCUCUUACUAUAUUACACACUUUACUAUAAUAAAUUUUAACGUUGCCAGCAUUAUAGCAUAAAUAUUUAGUUACUAUAAAUUACAGAAUAUUUUUCAGCAUGGCCCAGCAAUAUAACAGCUGAAAAUUGUAUUUUUUUCCGUUCUGUUCACAGAUUUCUUUAUGAGGUCUGUGUCUGAGGUAUCUACAAUAGCGAGCAUUGUUUCCUAUAGUCAACUCUGCCGGUGUGUCAUUCGUUAAUACGUUUUUAUCUUACAAGAACAUAAAAAGGCAAGAGAGGUGUUUUGUUAACAAACAUAUUCUCGAUUCUCUGUUGUCAAGUUUAUACACAUUUUUAAAAGAGGACAUUUUCAGCUAUAUAUCAACACAUAUAAUAAUGUUAAUUUAACUUAUUGAUGUAAACCAAGACUGUCAAAACAUAUCAAGGGAAAACCGUCAUCAUAAACCUAGAAUAAAAUGGGAUCAUAGAUAUAAACCCAAAUAAUAACUUCUUAAGAAAUCUAUAAUAAUUAUAAAAUAUUCAAUUUCCAUAAAAAGACUUUUUAUUAGAUAAUUACUUUAAUGAGAAACUUUAAAAAAACGCAUAAAGAGUUUAUAAACGGUAAUAUUGUUUAUAAUUUAAAGCAUAAUCUAUUAUUAAUAAAUACUUGUCAUGUAAAUAUUUUUUGACGACGUCACUGGUAACGAGUUCGGUUCCUUGAGUCGGUGGAAUCAACAAUGCGAUCGAGCGGCAUUGCGAUGUUGUUGCCUUUUUCUCUAAUGUACGUUACCUGCAUUCAUAAUAAUGACUUUUUUAUAUCUUAGUUUCUUAUCAUAUUUAAUUUAAAAAAUGCUUCAUAUUUUAUUAAAGAAAAACAGGAGGAUUGUGUUGUGCCUGUCAAAAUAAGCGACAAAUUUUUAUAAUAUUAUACAGUUUUUUUUGCCAUUUCUUCAUAAGCAUUUGGCAUCAUUACAUCAGAGAUGUUGCAAGAUAAUAAACUGCCCAUAGUUCUACGGCAAUGUCAAUGUUAGCCUUUCAAUGUUCUAAGGUUUUUACCACAAUUAUUCACUGCAAAUUAGAUAUUAAAAUAAAAUACAACACAACCACUUUUCUAUACAUUUUUUGUUCUAUGCGCUUUAAUAAAACUUCAUAGGUCAUUCAAGCAUAAUAAUAUAAACCUAAAUAAAAAUAGUUACUGCAAGGAAAAAUUAAAAAGUUUAAGGUAGAGCAAAAUGACAUACAAUCUUUUGUUUAAUAAUUUCAUCGUAAAAAAUCCAAAUUCUAUUAUGUCUUUUAAUUCGUUGCAAAAGCGGAUUCCAAGUAUCCAUAUAAAAUCAUUUUCAUGAAUGGGUUUUGAACAUAAACUGAUUUCAAUAAAAAACACAAAAAUAUCUUUUUGCUAGCGCGUCAGGCAAAAUGACAUAUGAUUUUAUCACAUAAACGCAAGAUGACAUAGACAUGAAAGAGAAACCAUGAAAACAAAUAAUAAUACGAUAAUAGGUAUACGAAUAAUAUAAAUAUUAAAUCACAUUCUUACAUAAUAUAUUGAAAAAAUACAAAAUUCUUAUUUUUUUUUUUUAUAAAUUUUACUUAAUCUUUGCAAGCUUCGCAAAUAAAAAAAAAGUAAAUUUUCAUUGACACCCCAGCACAUUCUGCAUGAGCCCAUUGUUUGCAUUGCUAGCACCGAAUCCACUUCUUUCGAGACCUAGAGCGACUGAAUAGGACGUUAAAGUAGAUACAUGGCACAUCUGAGUCGUCUUCAUCGUCGUUUACAAAUGAAUCAAGUUCAUCCUCUGGUUGCACCAAUCGUUUAGUUACUCGAGCUCUAGUACUCUUUCUUAUUUCUUUUUCCUCCUUUUCAACUACUUUUUCUUUCAAUUCAUUGACAAAUGCUGUCAUAACUAUUUUUUGCCCUUCGGCGCACUGACGCUUUACUAGCUAUCGGCAUUGGCGAUAAUUCUGUCAACAUUUUUUCAUGUCUGGAAUGAUGUUAAUUGAAAUCGAAGAAUGCUGCAUAGCAGAACUCGUUGAAGGCUGGUUAUCAGAAGUCGUAGAAAGCUGGAUUGCUAAAAAAUCAGAUUGGUGAGAAAAACUUGUAGAAAGUAGAUCUGAUUCCGACUAGUUCAUAUCUAAAUUAGUAACCACUUUAUUACUUAAAACUUUUUCAUAUUGGUUUUGGUUUAGGAUGUCUGUAACUGAGCUAGGUAAAAAUAGGUUGUCUGGCAAGAUGUUUGGAUUCAAAGGAUUAAUACCGGUAGCCUUAAAUCCGCUGAGAGCUAUUUCAACAGUAGCAGCUUUGCUGUAGGCCUGUCCAAAUAAUGAAGCAAUUUUAUAUAUAGAAACUGUCCGUCCUGGAUGAGCCUUCAACCAUGUUGUUACUUCUUGGUCAUAGUAAUUUGUCAGCGGACCAAAAAAUGCGACAUCAAGCGGUUAAAGUCGAUGAGUGAUUUUCUUUCGCAAAUACUAAGGACUCCAGCUGUUUGUGGCUUGCGUGACCAUCACUUAAGAAACAGUUCUCCGGUCAUAUAGGCAGAUUCGUUAUAUAAGGGGAGAGUGCCAGGUGAAGCGUCAUCAUACAAAGUCUGGUUUAAUUUUUCCAAGAAAAAAAUGUCAGGGUCAAAAUUUUCUGCACUAUUGACGCUUACUACUGCUGUGUAGUAGUAAUUCCUCUCUCAGCGCUAGCUAGUUAUAGCACCGACUUGCUUUUUACCCUUUUUGGCAAUAUUUUUUGUGUGUUUUGAACCGUAGUAAGCCCAGUUUCAUCCAUAUUGUAAAUCAUCGUUCGUUGAAUGUUCUCUUUUCUAUUAUUUCUUGCAAUUUCUUGAAAUAUUUUUCAAUUUGUGGUAUGUUAAAAGCUUGAACUCUGGCUGCUGACGUAGCUUCUGGGAUUCUUAGAGAUAUGGAUUGAUUGCGGGACAAAAACUUAUGAAUCCACUCCCUGCUGGCCAUUUUUUUCUCUCUAUUGAAAUGAUGGUCUUAAUGCGCUUAGCAAGUUUGUACGCCAGAAAUCUCUCUUCUUUCUAAAAUUCUCUUGGAUGCGAGUUACCCCAAAAAGCCGAGACUUCAAAUCUAAGAUAUGAUUAACCAUUUUUUUUGACAUUUUUCCAUAUCUUCAGUAAGCGACUUUUAAAAUCGCCCUAAGCGCUUUUUCACACCACGAGCAUGUAUAUUUUUCUCUUGGGCACGUCUACGUAAUGUAAAUAAAUAAAUAAAUAUGCCUUUAUAUUACGGAAAUCGAAAAUUACAAUAACAAUUAUUAAUGCGGCGAGAUCUAGCCUAUGGCUACUCUAUCUAACCACACACUUAAAAAUGGUACUUGAAAAUAAUAUAUAUAUAUAUAUAAAUUCGAACUAUAAAUUUAUUAAAUUUAUAGUUAUUUAUUAAAUUUAUAGUUAUUAAUUUAUAGUUACUAAUUUAUUAAAUUAGUAACUAUAAUUAGGCUUACAAAACAAAACAAUCCUACACAGACAUAAUCAUAUCAUACAAUUAAUCAAGUAAUAUAGUUAACUAAAAAGUGAAAAAAAGAAAAAACAUGAUUUUCGUAAAAUACUAAACUAUAAACUACUAUUAAAAUAGAGUUUGGCAGAUUUUUUGAAAGAAGCGAGUGAGUGCUUACACUUCAGAUCAUGAAGCAACGCAUUAUAGAUUUUAACACCGGUAUAGCUAAAUGAGGCUUGAAAUUUGGUAGUUCUAUGCUUAAGAACAUAAAAAUUUUUGGAAUGACGCAUAUCACGACCAUGAAUGCUACUGCAGCUUACCAGCUUCUCAUACAAGUACUUGGGGACAGUUUCAUAAAUGAAACUAGCCAUAUAAACUUUGAAUCGUUCUUCCAGCCUUAGCCAUUGAGAUUCGAUAAAUAAUGGUGUUACAUGGUCAUAUUUUUGCUUACAAUAACUAAAUUUUAGGCAAGCAUUUUGUAAUUUUUGCAAGCUUUAUUUAUCUCUUUGAGCAAGGGCUGGCCAGAAUAAAAUGCUUCCAUACAUAUAGUUGAUAAAAUAUAUGAAUGGAUAUACAUGUACAAGACGUUAAGUUUAUAGUAAGCUUUUUGUAAAAUAUUAGAAACAUGAUAUUCAAAAUUAAGUUUAUUAUCGAUAAAUAUUCCUAAGUUUUUUUCGCAGCUAGUCGGCUGCAGAUUAACUCCCUGGAUGGAGACAUUCACCCCCAAAUCAGGAAUCCCAAAAACCAAUAGUUUUGACUUAGCAGCAUUAAGAGCCAGCUUAUGGAAACUAGACACCUGCACAAUAGCAUCAAGAUCAGAAUUUAUAUUCCCUAUGGCGGUAUUAAUUUGAUUAAUUGAAAAUGAGUGAUAGAGUUGAACAUCAUCCGCGUAUUGAUGCGACUUGCAUGUUUUAAGAAACUCAAGAAAAUCAGACGUGUAAACUGAAAACAAAAGUGGUCCCAAAAUACUACCCUGCGGAACUCCCUGGCCAAUAACUACAUAUUGCGAAAAUGCUGAACCGAGACGUACUCUUUGCACUCUAUUAGCCAAAUAAUCACAAAGAAGAUACAAAGCUGAGUCGUGUAGGCAAAAAUAUUUUAAUUUGGCAAGCAAAAUAGAAUGAUCAAGAGUAUCAAAUGCUUUACUGGUAGUAAUAGUCUAACAGCACCAUUGCAGUAGCUUUUUUAUUAUCUAUAGCACGAAGAAUAUCAUCGCAUACAUGCAAUAGUGCUGUUUCCGUACCAUGCCGAGAUCUGAACCCAGACUGGGUACAGGAAUAAUUUUAUUAUUUAUAAAAAACGUUUUUAAUUGCUGGUUCAUGGCUUUUUCCAGUAAAUUAUUUAUUAUAAUAAGGCUAUUUACUUUGGGAAUGGGUAAUAAAUCCGCCUUUUUCCAUUCGCUGCGAAAUUUGGAUAACGAAAAGGGACUAAGAAAAAUAAAUCAUCUUGAUGCCAAUAGCAUCAGAUCCAAAGGAGACAGACUUUAUAUUCUCAAUAUCACUCUCACUCAUCUCCCUAAACUUAAACUUGUUCUCAACAUUAGGGUGUACUUUAUUAAUACAUUUGGUAUUUAUUUCAUUAUUAAGAGUAACAGGUAAUGAAUUAGUUUUCGGAAUACUAUUAAUAAAAAAAGAAUUAAAUUGUUCAGCAUCGAUAACAGUAUUGGAGUGCGCUGGUAACUUUGAAUUCUUAGGUGUUAUUUUAAGACACUUAAAGUUUUUCAAAAUGAGGCCGGAUCCUCUUUAAAUUUAAAAUUUAGAAAAGAUUUUUUUUCAUUUGCAACUGCGCUUGUUACCAUAUUUCUAAUUUUCUUAUAUUCAUUAAAAGAGUUUUAAGUUUUUAAUUUUUUGUACUUUGUAAGGGCUUUUUGUCGCAAUUUUAUCAUAAAAAGUAUAUUACCAGUCAUACAAGAGGCUCUGGCCUUGGUGAAUCUCGAAGUUUUAAAGGGUGCAUGAAUAUUAAACACACCAGUCAGAUUCUGCUGAAAAAAUGGAAACCAUUUCAUUCACAUCAGAGAGAUUAAAUAUAUCUUGCCAAUUAAUACUAAAAAUGUCAUUAAGAAAGUCCACAAAAACGAAAUUGGAAUAAUCUCGAUACGUAUGAAAGGAUACAGGAGGGCGUGUUUUUUGCAACUUUAAUUCGGUUUAAACCAGUGAUCAGAAAUGUCGUCCAUGUUGAUUACUUGGACAUCAGCCGACAGGACCGACGUAGGAGUUCGAACAAGUUGUGCCAAAUUAUAUUUAUUGAAAAGUUUACUGAGAGCAGUAUAUCCAGGGCUGUUGACUUGCAAAAUAUCCACAUUGAACGCCCCGCCAAAUACCAAAAGAUCAACCUCAGGCAAAAAUCUAACAAUAGCUUUCUCCAAAUCAUCAAUACACGAAUUACGAAGGUUUAUGUUAGGUGGGCGGUACAGUGAUCCAAAACAUAUGAUCCUACCAUUGAUUUAUUAUUAAUUUAGUACAAAACCAUAGCUGUUCCAAUACGCUACUCUGGGGUGGUCGUUUUUAGAAUUUGAAAUGUUAAUGAAUUGUUAAUAUAAAAAACGACUCCGCCCCCACGACCAUCUCUAUCUUUACGUAUAAUAUUAUAAUUGAAAAUAUCUAUGCUGUUAUUUUGUACUAAGUUACUUAACCAGGUUUCUGAUGAGCCCAAUUACAUCGUACUUUUCAGCCCUUAAAAAUUCACUAAAGUUGCCAAAUUGUGAAAAAAGUGAUCGGACAUUAAAAUGAGAAAAACAAAAAUUAUUUUUAUUACUUGCAGCAGCCAUAAGCUAAUAUGAACGGUAUACACACACAAAACGCUGUCCGCCAAUUGAGAAAAAACUAAAAAUCGAAUAAGUCAUAGCCAAUAGACCUUGUAAGCAUCUACGCAAAAAGAAAAAAAAUCUUAAGUAUAUAUUUCAGCCUAAGAAGCGAUUCAAUAGUGAACACAACACAAUACACAUUUUUAAAUUUAACAAAUAUAUAUAUUUAUUUAAUAUAUAUAAUAUAAAAAAAAAUAACCGAAAAAAUGUACCGAGCAAUGCAUACAAAUGCG